AACAACCUCCGUUCCGUUCUUUCAGGUUUCUCUCUCUCUCUCUGGAUCGCUUGCCCGUUAAACUGUGAAGAGAUGGACUUGGGUUCAUGGUUUCGACGUUCUCUGUGGAGGAAGAAGAACAAAUCACAAAUCUCUGUUUCUUCUCCUACCCAUCGCGAGAAUGCUAGGAAACAUGGAGAGCAGGAAGAAGAACAGUUCGGAGUGACGGAACAGUUUAGGGACUUUGUCAAGUCCUUCACUCUCGAUACCUUCAAGAACUUCCAUAUCCCAGAUGAUCAGGGAACCACCACCGGCGAUGAUUGUCCGACGACAUCCGCCAAUGUUCGGAAGGAUCUCUCUGAAUGGCAGGAGCAGCAUGCUACUCUUGUUCUUUCCAAAGUAAAGGAAAUUUCGCAACUUAGAUAUGUUCUUUGUCCUCGCCAUUUGAAGGAGACAGAAUUUUGGAGAAUCUAUUUCAUUCUCGUCAAGAACUAUGUGGCUCCAUGUGAUCGGGAAUGUCAAAGCUGUGCUGCCCUUUGUAAUGUCUAUUUUCUUUUUAUUGUAACUUGUUUCUUUGACGAUUGCUACUUAUGCAGGGGAGAUUUCCCACAUGAUAGCCCUCUUAAGUAAUUAAAAGGCAAUUGCUUGCACCUUAUCAUUAUUGGAUACGUAUACUACUGAAUUGUUGCCGUUCUUAUUUGUUCUGGUUCUUGAUUUAAAAAUGUCUUGCUGCUUUUCUGAAUGGAAUUGAUUAUACUCUGUAUGGAAUUUAAAUCUAUGAUUAAAAAUUUGAAAGUGGUAUUGCUUGAAAAAAUUAAUUGUGCAAUAUGUCUUCAUAUGAAAACUUCAUUAUUAUUUACUUUCUCUUGGUACAAAAUCAUCACCAUCAUCAUAUAAGCCUUAUCCCAACUAUAUGGGGUUAGCUACAUGAAUCCUAUUUUGACAGUCCUUUAAUGGCGCUUAAAUCAUUUCGUACUAUUCUACUCAUCUUCAUUUUGGUCUUCUAUGCACAUGGCCAAACCGUCUUAGUCUACUUUUCUCAUUUUAUCACCUAUUGAAGCUACUCCUAAGUUCCUAAAAUGACUUGUUUCUGAUCCUAUCCAUUCUAGUUUUUCCAAUCAUCCAUCUCAGCAUACACAUUUCUGCCACACUUAUUUUUGGAUGUGCUUCUUGAUUUCCCAACACUUUGCUCCAUAAAACGUAGCUGACCUCGCAACUGUUUUAUAGAAUUUUCCUUUUAAUUUAAGUGGUUUUUGCUUAUUACAUAAAACUCCAGAUGCAUUCCUCCAUUUUGCCCAGCAUGCUCUGAUUCUAUGGGUGACAUCCUCUUCAAUCUCUCUAUUGUUAUGAAUUAUUGACUUCAAGGUAUUGAAAAAGGUCACAUUGAGUUAUCUCUUGGUCUCCAAUCCUAACUAUUUUGUUCCAGUUCUCCAAAUGCAAAAGAAUCCACUAAAUUGGGCUGACAGGUGGGCCCAUCUAGCUGGUUAAAAAGUCACUGGAUUAGCAUGCAGUUAUGAUAAGUUAGGAGUGUAUGGGACAUGGGUUUACUAAGUGUCUAUUAAAGUCAGUUAAUUAGUUUGCUACUUUGUAGUGUUGCAUGGAUGUGGAGUUUAGUUGUAGUAGGCUAUUUAAUCCCAUUUGAUUAGUGAAAUUGGUAGCGUGAUUUUCUACCCAAUACUAUUGAUAUGUUGCUUGAACGUAUUUGGAGGUUUUGGGAUCCCUUGAAGCAUCCCAUCUUGUUAUGUGUAAUUAGUCACAUAACAUAUACCCUAAUUUGCACUCCCAUUGUUAUUAAAUUUACAUGCCAUAUAUUUUGUUAUAGUUUUACUUGAUAACCUCUUGUUUCUAACACAUUUGUCCAUAAUCUUAUUAUUGUUAUUAUUAUUAUUAUUUUUGAAGAAUAAGAGGAACAAAGCUAGUAUUUUCCUUGAAUCACCCAUGGAAUAUAGAAUAUAAUCAGCUCCACCAAUGAGAAAGAAACAAGGAAGAGCAAAAAACCUGGUUCCCUUUGUAUUAACAAAUGCCCAUAAGAGACAUAAGACCAGAAAAAAAAAGAAAAUCUUCAUCCAUGGUAGUGACGGUCUUCUGGCGAGCGUGCUCAUUGUAGGUAAUAGCAUCACGAAUGAUGUUCUCUAGGAAGAUCUUGAGAACCCCACCAGUAUCCUCGUAGAUGAGACCACUGAUAUGCUCGACGUGUUACGAUGCCUUGGAUGUUAUCCCCCAGCACCGAAUAGUCGUCUUGGUGAUACCUUGGAUGUUAUCCCCCAACACCUUAUGAUGCCUCUUCGCUCCGCCCUUUCUCAAUCCUUUACCUCUCUUCCCUCUUCCUAACAUUUUCUCCCUCUGCAACUCUUCUCUCUCGUGAGCUUUCGCCUUUUCUUUUCCCUCUUUCUCUACUUCUGUGUCUCUUCGAUUCGCUUAUUUUUUCCUUUAAUCCUUCGUUAGUUUCAUCAUCUUACUUGAUAACCUCUUGUUUCUAACACAUUUUUCCAUAGGCUUAGUUUUGCCUUUAAUCCUUCGUUAAUUUCGUCAAUUAAAACAAUGUUCGGGUGACUCACCUACAAUUUUCCGAUGACUUUAUAAUUUUCUAUGAUGGGGGUGACAGACGAAAAGUGAGGAAUCUCAAAACUAUGCUAAAGCCCUUUGAGAAUGUUUCCAACUUGAAGAUAAACCUGGACAAGAAUUGUGUGGUGGGAGUUAAUAUGGAUGAGAGGGAUAUUGAGCCUGUGGCGGAGUGUCUAGGUUGUCCCAUUUCUUCUUGGCCCUUGUAGUACCUAGGUCUCCCUCUAGGUGCCAACCCAAAGGAGAGUAGUUUUUGGACUCUAGUUUUGGAAAAGUUUGAGAAAAGAUUGGCUUCUUGGAAAAAGAACUAUAUCUCAUUAGGGGGUAGAGUAACCUUACUGAGAGCCACACUAGAAAAUCUGCUGGUUUAUUAUUUCUCAUUUUUUAGGAUUCUUGUUAGGGAGGCUAAGAAGUUGGGGAGAUUAUUGAGAAAUUUUCUUUGGGAGCUAGGGAGGUAAAAGGGAUAACUUAAUUGACUAGGAAAUAGUUUGUAGGAGUAAAGAGGAGGGUGGACAGGGUUUAGGAAGGCUAAUUCUCAAGAAUAAAGCUCUCUUAGAAAAAUGAUUGUGGAGGUGGUCCAUUAGAAAGGGAGUGGUUGUGGCAUGAAGUGAUAGCUAGUAUACAUGGCAGGUUGGAAAAUGGAUGGGAUGCUGGUGUAUUGCGUUGUUGAAGUCAUUUUUUUUAUUCAAAUAAUUUGUAAUAAGUGGGCUAGCUAGUCUACUAGCCAAAUCAUUAAAAUUAUAAAAAAGUAUCCCGUAUGGGAGUUCUCUCUCUUUAAGUGGGGAGUUCCCUCUCUUUAAGUGGGAGGGACAGGUGUCCUUCACCUAGGAGGAGGGGGUAGUUACAUAACCACCCCACU
Nelumbo nucifera (sacred lotus) is the source of this 3400-nucleotide messenger RNA. RefSeq lists its product as uncharacterized. NCBI's taxonomy places the organism in Eukaryota, Viridiplantae, Streptophyta, Magnoliopsida, Proteales, Nelumbonaceae. The record is from RefSeq and is a predicted model, not a curated record.